AUGGCUACUUCACAAGACGACAGCGGUUUAUCAAACGCUUCAGCUUCUAAUGCUUCUCAUAAUAGUACCUCCGUAUCUCAAGAAAAUGGUUUCUUUUAUAGGCCUAAUAACGACUUUCAAAUUUACAUUAUUUAUUGUAAAGAAAUUACCUUAAAUGAACUUACAUCUCAAUUAUUAAAUAUUCAUUUAUACUCGACUUGUAAUUAUCUUUACUCAAAUAAUCACUUCGAGUUUUAUUUUCAACAUCCUAAUGAUCAAAGAAUUUAUCACAUAGAUUGUGAAAUGAUUCCACAUUCGGCUAUAGUACAGCAUUUAAACUUGAAUGUUUUUGGAAUCGAAUUGAGACAAAAUGAUCAACAAAGCCUAUUGGAAUUUACUAAUGACCAUAAACAAAACCUUGAAUUUCACUUGAGACGAUCCCUUAUUGAUUAUUUGGCACCUAAUAUGAUUUCUGGAAAUGAAAAUCAAAUUGAUGGUGCGAAUAAUACAAGUUUAGUUAAUAUUCGUCCACGAAAUGUAACAGAUAAUAAUCAAUCUCCCACUUCUCAGCAAGAUAAUAAUAAUCGGUUAGUUUGA
Funneliformis caledonium is the source of this 576-nucleotide messenger RNA. The record is from the annotation of a GenBank genome assembly. Lineage: Eukaryota; Fungi; Glomeromycota; Glomeromycetes; Glomerales; Glomeraceae.